AUGGGCCGCGGCAAAGCAGAAGACGCAGCCAUUGCCGUGAUACGGCUCGCAGCCGCGGGCGGGCGGCCCGGCGCCGCGAAGAGAGGCGCGUCCCUCGGCUACAACGCCCCACGGUCACGGCGCAUGCUGAGCGGCACGAGCCUCGGCCGCCCACAACAGCAGCAGCAGCAGCAGUGCUGUCUCGCACGCGGUCGCACCAGGCUAUCAGCAGCUCUGGGAGCUUCAUCUUGUGUGGAGCGGCGAGCGAGCUACGCAACGGCGACGCACAAUGACAGCGGCAAGAGCAUCGCCGUCGUCGGCGGCGGCCUCACCGGCCUCACGACGGCCUACUACCUCGCCAAGCAGCUGCCCGCGUCGGCCCGCAUCACCCUCUACGAGGGCAGCGACCGCCUGGGCGGCUGGAUCUGGACCGACCGCGUCGAGGUGGACGUCGACGGCACGCGCGGCACCGUCGGCUUCGAGAGGGGUCCGCGGACGCUGUCGUCGCUGCACCUGAGCACCUGGCGCUUCGACGACCUGGUGCUCUACGACCUGGCCCUCGACCUCGGCCUCAAGAUCGAGACGCCGCCCGAUAAGCCGCGCUACAUCUUCUACCCGGACCACCUCGUCACGCUGCCCCCCGCCGCCAGCCUCGCCGAGUUUGUGCGCGAGCCGCUGUUCCUAGAGUCCUUCUGGGCCGGGCUGGGCUUCCUGUUCCGAAGGCUGACGCGCUCGCGCAGCCGCGCCGUGCCGCUCAAGGACAUGUCCAUAUCGGAGUGGCUGCGCGACAUCAGCAUGAGCCGCAGCGUGGGCGACAACAUCGCGUCGGCCAUGGUGCACGGCAUCUACGGCGGCGACAUCGACCUCCUCAGUGCGCGGAGCGUCUUCGACCGCCUCUACUGGGGCUACUACCUACCCAACAUGGGGCCCGGCGUGCGCCAGAUGACGGCCCGCGAGGAGGUGCUCAUGAGCUCGUUCGCGCGCGACCCGCAGAUCUGCAGUAUGGCCCUCAAGCCCAAGGGCUCGCUGCUGCACUUUGGCGGCGCCGGCAUGGAGAGCCUGCCGCUGGCGCUGGCCGACGCUCUUGAGGCGCAGCCCAACGUCGAGAUCAGGAAGGGGAGCCCCGUGAGCAGCAUCUCGUACGACAAGGAGGCGCAAAAGGUCGAGAUCUCCACGGCAAGAGACCAGGAGCAGAACGCCUCCCCCGCUACGUACGACAGGGUCAUCUCCACCGUCUCGUCGCAAGACCUCUCGCGCGCCACGGGCGACAAGCUCCCUAGCCUGGCCGACACGCACUCCGUCUCCAUCUGGACCGUCAACGUGUGGUACCCGCGGACGGACCUCAAGCCCCCCGGCUUCGGGUACUUGAUCCCGCGAUCGGUGCCGCGCGAGCACAAUCCGGAGCGCGCGCUCGGCGUCUUCUUCGACUCGGACGUCGGCGCGGCGGCGCGCCCGGACGAGCCCCCCGGCACCAAGCUCUUCGUCCUCCUCGGCGGGCACUACUACGACUCCGGACCGCCGCCGCCCGAGACCGAGGCCGACGCCAUCGCUCAGGCUAAGGCCCUGCUCGAACGCCACCUCGACAUCCCGGCCUCGACGCCGUGCUUCGCCAUGGCGCGCUUCGCCAAGGAGUGCAUCCCCCAGCACUACGUCGGCCACCACGACCGCAUGAUGCAGGCCGACCAGGAGCUGCGCGACGGGUUUGACGGCCGCCUCGCCGUCGCGGGCGGCUCCUACAGCAAGAUUGGCGCCAUGGGCGCCCUGCGCGCCGGCUACGACGUCGCCACGCAGACGACGGCGGGAGGCGAGGCCGGCAACGAGGCCGGCUGGUUCACCACAGGGCUCGAGCACCUCGAGUUCCCGGAGCCGUUUGUCGGCGUCCCCGUCGGCAAGAUUCCCGUGCGCAGGUUCAAGCAGCUGAAGUGA
Messenger RNA from Purpureocillium lilacinum, 1905 nucleotides. Its product is annotated as oxygen-dependent protoporphyrinogen oxidase. The record is from RefSeq and is a predicted model, not a curated record. Gene Ontology annotation, biological process: porphyrin-containing compound biosynthetic process. Gene Ontology annotation, molecular function: protoporphyrinogen oxidase activity, oxygen as acceptor. NCBI's taxonomy places the organism in Eukaryota, Fungi, Ascomycota, Sordariomycetes, Hypocreales, Ophiocordycipitaceae.